AUGCGACGAGAAAUCCUAGACUCCUUCCUCCGACAGGACCUCCAGUUCUUCGACCGGCCUGAAAACACAGUAGGCGCGCUCAUCAGCCGGCUGGAUUUCUACCCACAGGCCACCCUAGAGUUAAUGGGAUUCACCGUCGCCAUUAUCCUCAUGUCCGCCAUCAACAUCGUCGCAUCGAGCAUCGUCGCGAUCGCCGUGUCCUGGAAACUCGGACUGGUGGGUAUCUUCGCCGGUCUACCGCCUAUGCUCCUAGGCGGUUACGCACGCGUCAAGCUCGAGACCAAGAUGGACGACCAAAUGGGUCAGAGGCUGUCAGCAAGCGCCUCGGUGGCAUCGGAGUCUAUUAUGGCCAUCCGGACUAUCUCAUCGCUCGCCAUCGAGAACACCGUGCUGAGGAAAUACGUCGACGAGCUCGACCUCGCAAUCUCCCAGACCAGCGGGCCGAUGUUUCACAUGAUGAUCUGGUUCUCGCUCACCCAGUCCGUAGAGUACUUUGUCCUGGCCUUGGGGUUCUGGUGGGGAUCCAAGCUGAUCAACGAUGGAGAGAUCAGCUUCUAUCAAUUCAUCGUAUCGUUCAUGGGCAUUUACUUCUCCGGCCAAGCCACCGCAUUGGCUUUCAGCUUCGCUAGCAGCUUCACCAAGGCAAACCAAUCCGCCAACUACUACUUCUGGCUCGACGGGUUAGGGGGCACAAUCAGUGAGACAGACGAAAAUCGCAAAGAAGCACCCGCCUAUGGAUGUCGCUCCUACGACUUCCAAGACGUGGAUUUCUCGUACCCCCUGGCGCCAAACACACAGGUCCUCAAGAACGUGUCUCUAUCAAUCCACCACGGCGCCUCAGGAUGCGGAAAAAGCAGCAUGAUCUCCCUCCUAGAGCGAUUCUACGAUCCGACAACCGGAACCAUCACCAUCGACUCCUCAGCCCCUUUAUCAUCACUAAACCCGCUCCUCUAUCGCAGACAGGUAUCCCUCGUGCAACAAGAACCGAUGAUCUUUCCUGGGACGAUUCGUGAGAAUAUAUUGCUGGGGGUUUCUGAUCUCGGUCUCCAUACCAUGGGCAAAACGUCAUCGUCGUCAUCAUCGCCGUCGAAAGAAGAAAGUGAAGGAGAGGAGGAAGAGAAACUGGAAGAAACCUGCAUCUCUGCCAACCUAUGGGACUUCAUCUCCUCUCUCCCCGAAGGUCUAGACACACCAUGCGGAGGCAAUCAUCUCCUCUCAGGAGGACAAAGACAGCGGAUCGCGAUCGCGCGGGCCCUGAUCCGUCAACCUCGGGUCCUUCUACUCGACGAGGCGACGAGUGCGCUAGACACGGAGUCAGAGAAGCAGAUACAAAAGGCGUUGAUGGAGUCCGGGUCCUCAGAGGACAGGAUCACGAUCACGGUGGCACAUCGGUUGUCGACGGUGCGAGACGCGGAUUGUAUUUUUGUGUUCUAUGCCGGGGAGGUUGUCGAGGUUGGAAGGCAUAAUGAGUUGGUUGCCAGGGGCGGGAUGUAUGCGAAGAUGUGCGAGGCUCAGAGGUUGGAUGAUGCCGGGGUGUGA
Messenger RNA from Aspergillus affinis, 1539 nucleotides. Its product is annotated as ABC transporter ATP-binding protein. The coding region runs from base 1 to 1539 and encodes 512 amino acids. Gene Ontology annotation, cellular component: membrane. Gene Ontology annotation, molecular function: ATP binding; ATP hydrolysis activity; ABC-type transporter activity. The record is from RefSeq and is a predicted model, not a curated record. The transcript is spliced from 4 exons. Gene Ontology annotation, biological process: transmembrane transport. Lineage: Eukaryota; Fungi; Ascomycota; Eurotiomycetes; Eurotiales; Aspergillaceae.